CCCUGCCUGUUCCGCGUGCGGGGGCGGAAGUUUCCCAGCAGCCUCUUUGGCCGCACUGAAGCAAGAUGGCAGCUGUUGUCGAGAAUGUUGUCAAACUGUUGGGUGAACAAUACUACAGAGAUGCCAUGGAGCAAUGCCAUAACUACAACGCUCGUCUGUGCGCGGAGAGGAGCGUGCGCAUGCCCUUCCUCGACUCCCAGACCGGCGUGGCUCAGAGCAACUGCUACAUUUGGAUGGAGAAGAGGCACAGGGGGCCUGGCAGGGCUCCGGGGCAGCUCUACACUUACCCUUCCAGGAGGUGGAGGAAGAAGAGAAGAUCUCAUCCCACUGAGGACCCUCGGCUAGUUUUCCCCUCGGCCAAGUCAGAGAUCGAUUUUGGACCAAAGAAAGACGCACUCUUGUCGUCUGACGGUAGCAGCCUGGAGGCCUUGCUAAAGGGCGACUCUCUGGAGAAACGCACACCCGUCGAUCCCCGAGCGUCUGAGGAAGAUUCCAACACCAGCGACUACUCUGUCGGCCUGAACCCUGCCACACGCAUCAGAAAGAAAAUCCUGGAGCCCGAUGACUUCCUAGAUGACCUGGAUGAUGAGGACUACGAGGAAGACACGCCCAAGAGAAGAGGCAAAGGCAAGGGGAAGGGUCGCGGCGUGGGCAGCAGCAGCAAGAAGAAGCUGGACUCUGCGGCGUUGGAGGAACGCGACAAGCCGUACGUGUGCGACAACGCUAUCAAACAAAAGCAUAUUUCCAAACCUUCUGAAAAAGUCUGCGGCAAGCGCUACAAGAACCGCCCGGGCCUGAGCUACCACUACACACACUCGCAUCUGGCCGACGAGGAGGGCGAAGAGACGGAGGAGACGGAGGCCAGCGAGCCACCGCUGCCAGAGACGCCCAAAACCCCAAAGAGAGGUCCGGAUGGGCUGGCCCUGCCCAACAAGUACUGCGACUUCUGCUUGGGAGACUCCAAAACCAACCACAAGACGGGCCAGUCCGAAGAGCUGGUGUCCUGCUCUGACUGCGGCCGCUCAGGCCACCCGUCUUGCCUGCAGUUCACCCCCAUCAUGAUGGCCGCCGUCAAGACGUAUCGCUGGCAGUGCAUCGAAUGCAAGUGCUGUAACAUGUGCGGCACCUCCGAGAAUGACGACCAACUGCUCUUCUGCGACGACUGUGAUCGAGGUUACCACAUGUACUGUCUCAAGCCGCCCAUGGCGGAACCCCCAGAGGGGAGCUGGAGUUGUCACCUGUGCGUGGACCUCCUGAAAGACAAAGCGUCCAUCUACCAGAAGCAGGACGCCCCGCCCUCGUGAUGGCCGCUCCUUCUGCACACACUUCUGCCGGCCUACUGCACUGAUGUCGGGCGAGUGUGUCCAGAGGGAGGCUGUGAUUGGUCCAAAGGGAAGUACGCGCUACCACGCUGGCCUCAUGUCUUCACACGUGACUCUUACGCUCUCCCAUUUUUCGUUCCGCGAGACCUUCAAGUGGAACUUCACUCAAAUCUAGUAGCAUGUCGUGCGAACCGUAGCUUUUUGACAAUUUCUAUAUUUCUAAAGUUGAUUUCAGUACACUCUGAGGACAAUUUUAAUUUGUUUAGAUUUCAGCGCGCACACAGGCUAAAAAUAGAUUACAUGACAAGCUUACUCGAAUGGCCCCAAAGACUUUGAGACUGCAGGGAGGUGGUCACAUCUCAAGUGAAAUAUUGCUCAAGAGCAAAUAUGCUACUCUUGAAUAUUUUUUUUAAUGAACCUCAACUGCUAAGGAUAUUUAUUAGCAAAUAUGAUGAUAUACGCUAAAGUAGGGCUGCACAAUAUAUUGAAAAAAUAUUAAAAUGCAAUAAGUUGUACGCUUUUAUCUGAAUUUGACCACUCAGAUGUAAAC
This is a messenger RNA of Syngnathus acus (greater pipefish), 1872 nucleotides long. It is a transcript of the gene dpf2, whose product is annotated as D4, zinc and double PHD fingers family 2. The record is from RefSeq and is a predicted model, not a curated record. Lineage: Eukaryota; Metazoa; Chordata; Actinopteri; Syngnathiformes; Syngnathidae. Bases 66 to 1304 code for a protein of 412 amino acids. Gene Ontology annotation, cellular component: nBAF complex. Gene Ontology annotation, biological process: nervous system development. The transcript is spliced from 12 exons.